Myripristis murdjan (pinecone soldierfish) is the source of this 1098-nucleotide messenger RNA. Its product is annotated as trace amine-associated receptor 1-like. Gene Ontology annotation, biological process: G protein-coupled receptor signaling pathway. Gene Ontology annotation, molecular function: trace-amine receptor activity. The record is from RefSeq and is a predicted model, not a curated record. NCBI's taxonomy places the organism in Eukaryota, Metazoa, Chordata, Actinopteri, Holocentriformes, Holocentridae. Gene Ontology annotation, cellular component: membrane. The transcript is spliced from 3 exons. The coding region runs from base 1 to 1098 and encodes 365 amino acids.
AUGUCCAACAGGAGUGCUGGCCGUCACACUCAGAGAACGUCCUCAGCAUCGUCCAGCAGGAAGGACCUCGGCCUCCUCAGACAGCAGAUCUGGCUGUGGUCCGUCUCACGGAGGGCUUCAGUUCUGAGCCCAGUCCAGAUCGUUGUCCCAGUCCAGAUCGUUACCCAGGUCCAGUUUGUCGUCCCGGUCCACUUGAUGGAGCCAGUUUUCUGCUUGGAGUCCAGGAACACUUCCUGUCUGAAGACCGUCUACCCGCUGCCCGUCCGCGUCUGUCUGUACGCUGUCCUCGGCGCCGCCGUGCUCGUGACGGUGUGCGGAAACAUCCUGGUCAUUGUCUCCAUCGCUUACUUCAAGCAGCUCCACACUCCGACCAACUUCCUGCUGCUGUCUCUCGCCGCGUCCGACUUCCUGCUGGGGCUGCUGGUCAUGCUGCCCAGCGUGAUUCGCAGUGUGGAGACGUGCUGGUACUUUGGAGAACUGUUCUACAGAUAUUACGCCAUCUGCCAGCCUCUGAUGUACGGCAGGAAAAUAACAGCAACCUCUGUUCUGAUCAUGAUUCUGGUCAGCUGGAGCGUUUCGGCUGCAGUCGGCUUCGGUAUGAUAUUCCUCCAGCUCAACAUUUUGGGAAUCGAGGACUUCUACUACAACGCUGUUGCAUGUGAAGGAGGGUGUGUUCUGUUUCAGAGCCAAGCAGCCAGCACUGUCUCAUCGGUUCUCUCUUUUUAUAUCCCGGGAGUUGUGAUGCUCGGCGUUUACCUGAAGAUCUUCCUGGUGGCGUGGAGACAAGCUCGCUGCCAGCAGAGGAGGAGUUCUGACAGGUCACAGACAAAAGCCACCAAGACUCUGGCUGUCAUCAUGGGGACAUUCCUUUCUUUCUGGACUCCUUUUUUUAUCUGUAAUGUUGUUGAUCCCUUCAUCGGAUACUCUAUUCCACCGCUGCUGUUUGAGACUCUGGUGUGGAUUGGCUACUUGAAUUCAACCGUGAACCCUCUGGUGUACGCUUUCUUCUACGGCUGGUUCAGAAAGGCGUUUCGAGCCAUCGUUUCAGGCAGCAUCUUUACAUCUGACAUUUCAGAGAUAAAACUGUUUACAGAAUAA